UUCUUUGCCUACUGCUUUUGAAAUGGCAGCAUGGGACGGCCAUGGUUCUCUAGAUACCAGAGAAGUAAAAAAUGUCUCUUCUCCAAUAGUUAACAAAUCGUGUGUGAAUUUGGAGUGCUACAUGGUCCUGACAGAAGCUGAGAAGACAGCGAUCGGCUCCAUUUGUUUCCUGGCUGGUCCUCUCACCUUCCUAGAGAACAGUGUGGUUCUGCUGGUGAUCCUGUGCACAGCCGCCCUCAGGCAGAGGCCAUCCUACCUGUUCAUAGGCAGCCUGGCUCUGGCUGAUGUGUUCGCCAGCUGCUUCUUCACCACCAGCUUCUUGGACUUCCAUCUGUUCCGACGCAGAGAUGGGCCUACAGCGUACCUCUUCAAAUUAGGAGGAGUCACGAUGACCUUCACCAGCUCUGUGGGUAGCCUGUUGCUCACAGCGCUGGACCGUUAUCUGUGCAUCCACCAGGUGUCCUCAUACAAAGUGCUGGUGACACGGCGCAGAGCCCUGCUGAGCCUGCUCAUCCUUUGGGGUGCCACCACCUUCAUCUCAUUCCUGCCUCUGAUGGGCUGGAGGUGUCCCACGGGCCUGACCCCCCCCUGCUCACGCCUAUUUCCCUACAUCAACUCAGCCUACCUGGCCUGCUGGACCAGCUUUAUUCUGGUUCUACUGGCUCUCAUUUUAGGGGCCUAUGCUCUGAUCUUAUGGAAAGCCCACCGCCAUGAGGCCUCUAUGACCAGCUUGCAGGUAGCAACGGGGUCAGGACAGGCCCGAAUGAGAAUGGACAUCCGAUUAGCUCGAACAUUUGGGCUCAUUCUGCUUAUCCUAGUGGGCUGCUGGCUCCCUGCACUAUCCUUCAUGAUAGCAGAUGUGUCUGCAGUGCUGAGCCACACCCAGCUCAGGGCCUUUGCUUUCUGUAGCACAUUGUGCCUGGUGAACUCUGCAGUCAACCCUCUGCUGUACGCACUGCGCUGCCGAGAGCUCAGGGAGGCUCUGGUGCAGCUCAUUCACAGGCUGUGUGAAAUGGGCAAAUGUAAAAAACCUACUGAACACUUCUCUCCAGAAUCACAGGAUGGAGCAGAUAUGAGCUGUACGGCCCUAUCGGAGAAUGGGAAUGAUGUGCUAACCAACAGAGCCUCACAGAUCACCUCAGUGUCUGCGGAAAUGAACAAAACCUAAACUCAGUGAGGGCAAUAUACAAGUUUAAAUUAAAUACUUACAGAAUGCCCUCAUUGGUGUGUACAAGAAACAAACAAUGAUGAGAAUUUUUAAUUAAAGCUGUAUUUGAAGAUAUCACACUAAAAAGCACGCCAAUGCCAGGUUAACUUUACUCAGAUAUUUUUCUGUGACAAAGGCACAUCAAAGGAAUAACCAUUCAACAUUAAGCUAGAAGGACACGAGUGACCUUUUGUUUAUAUUAGGCUAUACUGAUGGGUAAUAACCUAAUAAUUGUUUCCAGCUCUCACUCGCUUUCCAACUAUCACUCACAAUCACACACGCGAGGUGUUUUGCCCAAGGACACUAUGACAAUAUACAUGCACUGCUGGAGUCAAAUUGCCAAUAUUCUCCACCCUCUGAGUGUACUGAAAACAGACUGUACUUUAACUGUACAAAUUUCUGUAUGAAAUGUUUUUUUUUUCUUCUUUGUUUUUAGUCUUGUAUAUGGAUGUGAAUAUGCAUAGACAGUGUGCUUGCAGGGUGCCUUUUCUAAAUGCACAUGAAUGCCAGGACACCACAAAGACUUGGGACAUGGGGGUUUUCCAUGUGCUCUUCAUGUGCAUUCAAGCAGUGUGCUGCAGAGGAAAAUGAAAGAGGACUGGCAGCCACAGUGGAACAACUGGCAGCUACAAUACGCACACAUACAUAGGCCAUACAAAGCACAUAGCUUUGAGUGCUUGACAUUCAAUAGACCUGAAUGCUAGUUGUUUUGAAUUGUUUAAAGCCUUUCUUAGUUUUUUUGUAUGCUUUAAACUAGGAAUUGUUCAGGGAACAGAAUUCUAAUUGUCCAACAAGCCUCAAAUAUAUGACCACUCUAUUUGUGAAAUA
This is a messenger RNA of Periophthalmus magnuspinnatus, 2035 nucleotides long. RefSeq names its product cannabinoid receptor 2 (gene cnr2). Gene Ontology annotation, biological process: cannabinoid signaling pathway. The transcript is spliced from 2 exons. The record is from RefSeq and is a predicted model, not a curated record. Lineage: Eukaryota; Metazoa; Chordata; Actinopteri; Gobiiformes; Gobiidae. The coding region runs from base 23 to 1168 and encodes 381 amino acids. Gene Ontology annotation, cellular component: membrane. Gene Ontology annotation, molecular function: cannabinoid receptor activity.